Molecule: messenger RNA, 450 nt
Organism: Ostertagia ostertagi
Lineage: Eukaryota; Metazoa; Nematoda; Chromadorea; Rhabditida; Trichostrongylidae
Source: the annotation of a GenBank genome assembly
AUGUCGAUGGUGGCGCUCAGCGACAUCAUCUGCACGAAUGAGAACGAGGCUGAAUUCAUCACUAAAAUCUCUCAAAAUACGAUGGAAGAUGCGGAGAAGGCAGCCGCACAAAUGGUCACCAUGGGACCGGAACAUGCUAUUAUUACGCUCGGUGCAAAAGGUGUGGUGCUGGCAUCGAAAGGGAAAGAAGAAAUCGAGCAUAUCCCAGUCAAAAAAGUAAAAGCCGUCGAUACUACGACACAAAAGCGAAAAGUCCAUGCUUUAGGUCCUUUUGAAUAUGACAAGGAGCUGGCGACUGCUUCUGUGGAUCGCUUGGCAUACUUUUUGGUUCAUGAAGGUUUAUCAGUGCCAGACGCUAUACGAAAAGCUGCCGGGAUAGCGGCGUUGUCCGUGCAACGAAAGGGAACACAAUCGUCGUAUUGGGUCCCCGGCCAGAAAAUUGAACUGUGA